Messenger RNA from Asparagus officinalis (garden asparagus), 2109 nucleotides. RefSeq names its product obtusifoliol 14-alpha demethylase. Lineage: Eukaryota; Viridiplantae; Streptophyta; Magnoliopsida; Asparagales; Asparagaceae. The transcript is spliced from 4 exons. Gene Ontology annotation, molecular function: iron ion binding; oxidoreductase activity, acting on paired donors, with incorporation or reduction of molecular oxygen; heme binding. The record is from RefSeq and is a predicted model, not a curated record. Bases 337 to 1803 code for a protein of 488 amino acids.
AUUUCACUUAAUAAAUCGCAAUUAUCUCCUUUUUUUUCUAUCCUCCUCCUUCCGAUCUGACUCCAGAUCGGCUCCUCUCUCCUCUCUCCUCCUUCAGAUCCGACUCCAAGUUGAUUCUAGGGUUUGGGUUUUCACUGUUCUCCCUCGAAGCUCGUCGUCGACUCCUCCCUCGAAGAUCGUCGUUUACUCCUCCGUCGACCGUCUUCCCCCUCGAAUCAUAAAAAAAUAUAAUUCUGCACAAAAUCUGAUCUCAUCCCUUGCGGAUCUGUAGUUUCAACCAGCUUCAUUUAAUUAUCAGAGGUUAUAUUUAAUCAGGUUGUUGCUUUGGUAGAACCUAUGGAUUUAACAGAGAACAAGUUCUUGAGCAUUGGGCUCCUCUUUUUGGGGACUCUCGUGUUCAUCAAGUUCGUCUCUGCUAUUUUGACCCCUGGUUCGGGUAGGAAACGGUUGCCUCCAUUAGUAAAGGCCAUUCCGGUGAUUGGUGGGUUGAUCCGUUUCAUGAAAGGACCGAUCAUAAUGAUCAGAGAGGAGUACCAGAAGCUUGGUAGUGUUUUCACUGUGAACUUAUUGAACCGAAAGAUCACUUUCUUUAUUGGGCCAGAAGUCUCUUCACAUUUCUUUAAGGCUCCAGAGGCCGAUCUUAGCCAACAGGAAGUGUAUCAGUUCAAUGUGCCAACAUUUGGGCCUGGGGUCGUUUUUGAUGUGGAUUACUCUGUGAGGCAGGAGCAAUUCCGGUUCUUCACUGAGGCUCUGAGGGUAACAAAGUUGAAGAGUUAUGUUGAUCAGAUGGUUGUUGAGGCUGAGGAUUACUUCUCAAAGUGGGGAGAGAGUGGUACAGUGGACCUAAAAUAUGAACUUGAGCAUCUCAUCAUCCUAACAGCUAGCAGAUGCCUCCUAGGCAGGGAAGUUAGAGACAAACUCUUUGACGAUGUCUCCGCCCUCUUCCAUGAUCUCGACAACGGGAUGCGUCCCAUCAGUGUCAUUUUCCCCUACCUCCCAAUUCCUGCUCAUCGCCGCCGCGACCGUGCCCGUGCCCGUAUUGCAGAGAUCUUUGCCACCAUUAUCAAGUCCCGUAAAUGCUCAGGUCGCGCUGAAGAUGACAUGCUUCAAUGCUUCAUCGACUCAAAAUACAAAGACGGGCGUCCUACUACUGAGGGUGAGAUCACUGGUCUUCUCAUCGCCGCCCUCUUUGCUGGUCAGCAUACCAGCUCGAUCACCUCAACGUGGACCGGUGCUUACCUUCUCAAGUACCAGAAUUUUCUCUCUGCCGCGGUACAAGAGCAAAAAGACCUUUUGAAGAAGCACGGCGAUAAGAUUGAUCAUGAUAUCUUGGCAGAAAUGGAUGUUCUCUACCGAUGCAUUAAGGAAGCCCUAAGGCUCCACCCUCCUCUCAUUAUGCUUUUAAGGCACUCUCAUAGUGGCUUCAGCGUCAAGACAAAAGAGGGCAUAGAGUAUGACAUCCCGAAGGGCCACAUUGUCGCAACUUCACCAGCUUUUGCUAACCGGUUGCCUUAUAUCUACAAGAACCCUGAUAGUUAUGACCCUGAUCGGUUUUCACCGGGAAGAGAGGAGGAUAAGGCAGCGGGGGCAUUCUCUUAUAUAUCCUUUGGCGGUGGAAGGCACGGGUGCCUCGGAGAGCCUUUUGCUUAUUUGCAGAUAAAGGCGAUAUGGAGCCAUUUGUUGAGGAACUUCGAGUUUGAACUUGUUUCUCCAUUCCCUGAGAUUGAUUGGAAUGCUAUGGUGGUUGGUGUGAAGGGAGAAGUUAUGGUCAAAUACAAGAGGAGGAAGCUUUCGGUUGAAUAACUGUGUGUUGCUGGACAUGUCGAUGUUUAAUAACCAGAAAACGGCAUGGCUUGAUCUUGCUUCUACUGCGAGGACUUUCUUUUAUUUUCAUGUGAUGUUAGUCGUGAGAACCGAUCUUGUAAUGGUCUUUAUGUUAUGCUUUUAGCUGCUUGGGAUCUGUAUCCGUUGAAUCAGAACUAUGUUAGGCGAAGAAGGUAGUUGCCUAUUGCCUUAGCGUAUGUUAGGCGAUGAAGCUAGUUACCUAUUGCCUUAGCAUCUUUCUCAUUACAUAAUUUAUAUUAAUGGUUUAUUUUAGAGAUUGUUGCA